This is a messenger RNA of Haemonchus placei, 717 nucleotides long. The record is from the annotation of a GenBank genome assembly. NCBI's taxonomy places the organism in Eukaryota, Metazoa, Nematoda, Chromadorea, Rhabditida, Trichostrongylidae.
AUGCAGAUGUUGGCGAAUGAACGAUUCGAUGCGGGCAUCACCGAAAUGCUCGGUGCCUGCGGUUUCGGUCUUUUCUAUAAAAUCGGUAUUGACCACAUAAUUACGGCCUCGUCAUUGGGUAUGGUUGAUACAAUGGGUGAUUUAUUUGAUGUACCAAAAUUUCCCAGCAUUGUACCGUAUAAAACAAGCAGCUCCAUUGCAGCAUUUCUUCUGCCUUACAAUAGUCGAAUGAAUUUCGUAGAAAGGACCAUCAACUUUGUUGUGGCGAUGAUUGCGGAUUUUGUUUCAGCAGAAAUUGGAAGGAAUUAUAAGAAAGUGUGGAGCCGCCACGGCGUUUCGACCGAUGACGAGUAUUACAAAAGCAAAACCAACUACUUGCUGACAAAUUCUGACGAAUUUCUCGAGUUUGGCCGCCCGACGUCCCCGAAAAUAGUCCAUGUUGGUGGGAUUGCCUUGAAAGAGACAGGUCCACUAUCUAAGGAUUUACAGCAAAUUAUGGAGCAGACUAGAGCAGGUGUUGUAUAUAUCUCAUUCGGAUCAGCUGUACCAACGAUUAAGAUGCCCAAAUACUUUCGCGAUGCAAUAACCGAAGUUGCAAAAACGUUCAAGAAUUAUGACUUUAUUUGGAAAGUUGACGAAGGCGACAAGAUAGAGGGUAUUCCGAAUCUGUAUACGUUCACAUGGGUUGCUCAACAAGCGCUCUUAGGUGAGCUUUAA